GCUGGUUGAUUGAUCGAUCACAAUCUUUCUUUUUCUCUACGUAAUUCCUAGCAAGAGGCUAAUCUGCCAACAUGCCGAAGGUGGUCUGUAGUAAAACCUUUGUGACGCCCCGUCGUCCAUUCGAGAAGGAACGCCUUGACCAGGAGUUGAAGCUCAUCGGCGAGUAUGGACUCCGUAACAAGCGUGAGGUGUGGCGUGUCAAGUACACCCUAGCCAAGAUCAGGAAGGCUGCCAGAGAUCUGCUCACCAGGGAGGAGAAAGACCCCAAGAGGUUGUUCGAAGGUAACUCCUUGUUGCGUCGUCUGGUGCGUAUCGGUGUGCUGGAUGAGAGCAAGAUGAAGCUGGAUUACGUGCUGGGUCUGCGAAUUGAGGACUUCUUGGAGCGCCGCCUCCAGACCCAAGUCUUCAAGCUUGGACUCGCCAAGAGCAUCCAUCAUGCUCGUGUGCUCAUCCGUCAGCGUCACAUCCGUGUCCGCAAGCAGGUUGUGAACAUCCCCUCGUACAUCGUUCGUCUGGACUCCCAGAAGCACAUUGACUUCUCCCUUCGCUCGCCAUACGGUGGUGGACGCCCUGGACGUGUCAAGCGCCAGAACAUGAAGAAGGGCACCAGCGGUGGUGGUGGAGGAGGUGAUGAUGAAGAUGAAGAUUAGGAUGGAGACCGGUAGAGCUUCUCGUCUGUCGUGUGAAGAUCGCUGUAGCAAUAAAGAUCCUGCCAAAUUGUGAACAUUUACCACUCUUUGAACGAUAGGUGUUAAAGCCUCUUGAUGGACAGCUUUACAGAUGGAAGUUUUACCAACAUCGCAUUUCAAUUGGAAUUGAGAGCAAAUAAAGAUCUUGCUGAUUCUGCA
Molecule: messenger RNA, 848 nt
Organism: Strongylocentrotus purpuratus (purple sea urchin)
Lineage: Eukaryota; Metazoa; Echinodermata; Echinoidea; Camarodonta; Strongylocentrotidae
Gene: rps9
Product: 40S ribosomal protein S9
Exons: 4
Coding region: 72-650 (192 amino acids)
Biological process (GO): translation; positive regulation of translational fidelity
Cellular component (GO): cytosolic small ribosomal subunit
Molecular function (GO): structural constituent of ribosome; rRNA binding
Source: RefSeq, a predicted model, not a curated record